CAUCCCCCAUGGCCCGUGGCUAACGCUGCAUUUGCAUGGUCUGUAGUAUGUAUAGAACGGGGCCUGUCUUCUCCAAGUGCAUGGCACGACUACUUACUUGCGGGCUACCUGCCGUCUCCCAUGUGGCGUUGCAUGCACACUGGCUACUCGACAUAUGGCCGAGUGGUGUCUUGGGGGGUGGUGAAUGUCAUGAUUCGCCUGCCACCCCCAUGCCCAUGCAGAGAAGACAGAGAGAAGCGGCUGCACCAUCAGCACCUCGGACGCUUGUACCCGGCUCUGCUUGGACGCAUCGAGUAUGGAUGUAUUGAUGUAUGGAUGUAUGUAUCUUUUGCAUGCCCGCCAGCCUGUGUGCAGAUGGAUGGAUACGUAGUCACUCUUGGCUUCCGACCGCGUUCCGAGCCCGCGGCCAAGGGUCAUGUCGCAGACGCCCUGUCGCCCUCGCUCGUAGCAGACUGGAGCAAAGUAGAUACUGUAUACUACAUCCUGUCAAGAUGA
Molecule: messenger RNA, 495 nt
Organism: Bipolaris zeicola 26-R-13
Lineage: Eukaryota; Fungi; Ascomycota; Dothideomycetes; Pleosporales; Pleosporaceae
Exons: 1
Source: RefSeq, a predicted model, not a curated record